AUGUCUAGCAGCAGAAGCCUCAAUUUGAAGAAAAUCUCAUGGCUUUCUUCUCGGAUCCUCUCAGGCAAUACUAUUCACUGGGGAUGUCGGCGAGCUGUUGUUAUUGGUGGAGACAGGAACAUUUCGUCGAACACAUUGGUCGGAACUCGCGGAUUUGCGUCAGUGAAACGAGUGUCUCGAGCUUCUUCGGCUUCUUCUUCUCCACAUGGUGAUUUGCUUUCUUAUGUUAGAGCUUCACUUGAUAAACUUCAAGGUCCUUCCCAUCAUUGGUUGAAUCGUGACACUGAGAGUAAACAGCUUUUCAAGGAGAAAGGGACUUAUGUAGUUCUCGCUGGAGACUUGCUUAAUGGAACUAGUAGUGAUCCGAGUUGUUUCUUUGAGAAACUCAAGUUGCUUCAGCAGAGGUGUCAUGGAGUCUGUUUCAUGGGUAUUCACUUUAGUGAUCAAGCUAGAAUCGCUGACGAUAGAACUGCUUUAGCUGAGUUGAUUGUGAAGGAAUAUCUUACUUUUCCUGUCCUACUUUCUGAGAAAGUUCCAAAGUCAAGUGGAGAAGAAGUACGCUACUUCGUGUUUAGAGAUUUUAAGAAUCCUUUAAUCUACCAAGACAAGGAUAUGGAUAUUGCUUCUGUAGCCAAAGCUCUUGACAGCCUCACUCAAGAUACUGAUAAAUCCAAGUCAGUCAAACUUUUCACGAACACUUGGUCAAAACAGGCUGAUGCUAUCAAGGAACCACAUUUCUCUUCUUUCUUGCAGGAUUUGUUUCUUUACUUUCCAGGUUGUAUCUCUGCAGACGAAGCUGGAGAUUGUCUGUUUCUUUCUGAUAGCAACCAUCAUCGUAUUAUUAUAUCCAAUAGUAGUGGGGAACUUUUAGACAGUAUUGGUUGUUUCCCAGGUUUUGAGGAUGGAGAAUUUGAAUCUGCAAAGAUGUUACGUCCUGCGGCCACCCUUUAUGACGAAGAGGAGGAUUGCCUAUACAUUGUAGAUUCUGAGAACCAUGCCAUUAGAAAAGCAAAUAUAAAGACGCGGGUCCUGGAAACGGUAUAUCCAAAGGUUAUCAAAAAGAGUGGUGGCUUAUGGUCUUGGGUAAUGGAGAAAAUGGGUCUUGGAAAAGAUGACGAUACAACAGUUGAUACUGAUGCUAAAUCAGAAGAGUCUGAUUCUCCCUCCCUGUUGUUUCCAUGGCAUAUACUGAAACGUGAUGAUGAUAGCCUUCUAGUCAUAAACAAAAGCUUUUCGAAGUUGUGGAUAGUUAAUUUAGCUUCAGGGGAGAUCGAAGAAGUCGUGGAAGGGUUGCAGGGGAUAAUGGAGAUCUAUGGGGAACUGAUCACGGAGAAGCUAUCAGUCUUGAAACAUUUGCCUUCUACUUGGUUGCAACAGCAAACUAAAGCUAUCACCUCAUGCAAGGAUCAGCCAAGUGCUGCUCUUUUGUCUUCUUUCUCUAAAUUUGGUGACGACAUUGUCAUGACAGAUAUAGCUGGUCAGAGGGUGUUGAAGCUAAAUAGAGAAUCUGGAGCAUGCUCUAGCAUAAAGUUUUCAAACAUUGGGAUCCUUGGGUUGCCGUAUUGGUUGUCCACUCCACUGGAGAGAGUUUUCAAUCUAGCUAGCGGAGUACAGGAAGCACACCUCAGCCAUACUCAUCAACUCCGGUUAUUACCAGGUAAAAUUAGCAUACGAUUGAACAUAGAGAUCCCUCAAUGCACAGAGCUCGUUGAACCGGUACAAGAAAGCUGCAUCUGGCGACAGGCAAGAGGCUCAAUCACUGAAGUCUCAAACGCUGGAAGUUCACUGGAACCUUCUGAAAAGGUUGGAGUCUCACAACAAUGGUAUGAUGAAUUAGACAACCUCGCCAAAGAAAUAGUUAACCCUGAAUUAGCUGAGGAAGAGGAAGAAGAGAAAGAAGAAGAUAUCUCUGAGGUCGAGGGUGAAGAUGAUGGUCGGAUACACAUCGAUUGCACAGUCAAUACAAGUCCUGGCACAAGCGAGCUUAUUGUUUAUGCAGCUUUGUAUCUAAGACUUGCAAAGAACGAAGAGACACAAGGUGCGAGCCAGGAAGAGCUGGCGAGAAGAAUAGCAGAGACUUUAAAGCCAGCAAGAAACAUGACGACUAUGGAUGAAGAGUUGUUUGUGAAAGUGUUCUUGAAGUCAAAGAGAGAAGUGAGAGACAUUGUCUUCUUGAAGCCAGUGCAUGUGCGUGUAAGGUUUGACACGAUGGAUCACCCAAAAGCCGAUAACUCAAGAGACAUUAUCUUGACUGAUUCUUCUGCUCAGAUCAAUGUCUCUCUUGGAGGAGAACAAUGCUGAUGAGUUGUUUCAUACUCUCACACCACUAAAAGAAACAUUCAUAGUGGCAUUACAAGGUAAACAAAAUUAUUGGUCAGUCACAAAUUAUUCAACAUCAGAAAAAUUAUAUAAUCCUAAUGGAUAUUUGUAUAAGUCUCAAUCCUAUUUGCAAGAGCCUCAUUGAGAAGGUUGUUGACUUGAUUUUGUAAACAAAAGAGACAAAGAGAGAUCAUCAUUGUUACCAAGUCAUUUCCAG
Eruca vesicaria subsp. sativa (arugula) is the source of this 2536-nucleotide messenger RNA. NCBI's taxonomy places the organism in Eukaryota, Viridiplantae, Streptophyta, Magnoliopsida, Brassicales, Brassicaceae. The record is from the annotation of a GenBank genome assembly.